Molecule: messenger RNA, 945 nt
Organism: Salvia miltiorrhiza (redroot sage)
Lineage: Eukaryota; Viridiplantae; Streptophyta; Magnoliopsida; Lamiales; Lamiaceae
Exons: 2
Coding region: 1-945 (314 amino acids)
Molecular function (GO): nucleic acid binding
Source: RefSeq, a predicted model, not a curated record
AUGGUGCAUUUGAAGGAUCUUCAAGAUGAUCAAAAGAUGGCUGUCGUGCACUUUCUUCUUCAAAACUCCAAGGAUGGCAAACCGGCAUAUGGCAAGAUGAAGGAAGCCGGCACCAAAUUCAACCUUGGGCGGCGCACAGUCACUCGCUUGUGGGCUGAAGCCAAAAAACAAAAGCAACAAGGUCAAGUGAUCAACUUAAACACAAAGAGAAGAUUCACACCACGAAUAACGAAGAGAAUCCAGAUCGAUGUAGCACAAAUACAAGCAUUGGAACUUUGUAGAAGAGGCACAAUUCGAAGGUUAGCAAGAGGCAUACAAAUUAGCAAGAGCAUAGUGGGCAGAUGGGUUCAUUUAGGGCUAAUCAGAGCGCAUACAAGUGCCUUAAAGCCUGAUCUGACAGCCCCUAAUAAGUUGCUCAGGUUAAGGUUUUCUCUACAAGCCAUUGAGUAUGAUAGGAUUGCUAAUGUACUGAAAUUUAAGACAAUGCAUAACGUAGUUCACGUAGAUGAGAAAUGGUUCUACAUGACAAAGGAUUCACAUCGUUUUUAUCUCACACAAGAGGAGAUUGAACCACACAGGAGCUGUAAAAGCAAAAAUCACAUCAUCAAGGUGAUGUUCAUGUGUGCGGUAUGCAGGCCUAUAUUUGAUGAUGAUGGUAAUUGCAUUUUUGAUGGGAAAAUAGGUAUUUUGAACAAGGUAUUCUUAUCACUACAAGGGUGUAUGAUAGAAACAAUGAAAAUCAAAGGCCACAAUGCAUAUAAAUUGCCACAUAUGAAGAAGGAUGCUCUCAUUAGACAGAAUGCCCUUCCAAUCACAUUGGAAGUUGACAAGAAUCUAGUUGAUGAGUGUAUAAAUCACAUGAUACAGUCAGGGGAAGAAGCAACCAUGCAAGACUUAAAGGCACAACUUGGAUAUGAAGAUCAGCUUCAAGGCACAACAAUUUGA